AUGGGGAAGCGGGUGAAAAAGAUGCCAAAGCAGAAGCGUAAACUCGCAAUGGCUGACCGUCCGAGAAAAUUAACGAAGAAGGGCAAACUGAAGCGGAAACGAGGUGACCUCAAGAUGUUGAAGAGCCGCGACGUGGCUUUCGCCGUGCGGCAGAAGAAGGGCGGGAGGUGGGUGAAGGCGGGGGAGCGCCGCUGCAAUAUACACACCGUAUGUAACUGCGUUAACCGUACCGAUCCCGCCAAAAUGAUGCGUGUGGCCAAUCGCUAA
Messenger RNA from Trypanosoma cruzi, 267 nucleotides. RefSeq names its product phosphoprotein lepp12, putative. The record is from RefSeq and is a predicted model, not a curated record. NCBI's taxonomy places the organism in Eukaryota, Euglenozoa, Kinetoplastea, Trypanosomatida, Trypanosomatidae. Bases 1 to 267 code for a protein of 88 amino acids. The transcript has a single exon.